Molecule: messenger RNA, 906 nt
Organism: Budorcas taxicolor (takin)
Lineage: Eukaryota; Metazoa; Chordata; Mammalia; Artiodactyla; Bovidae
Gene: TEX52
Product: testis expressed 52
Exons: 3
Coding region: 1-906 (301 amino acids)
Source: RefSeq, a predicted model, not a curated record
AUGGCCAGCCAUCUCCAAAGACCAUCCAGAGGGCUAGAUGACCCAUCCCGAGUGAGAGAGACUUUCCUGAAGAUGGUCCACGCCCAUGAGACCCUCCCGACCCCUGGCACGUGGGCCCAACGCGAGUUCCUCCUCCCCAGGGAGCCCAAGGAGCUGCCCGGGUUCACACAGCAAGCCUACUACCAGCUGGCCCUGAAGCCACCACCCUACACGGAGAUGAAGGCCAAAGUGCGCCAGCGACUGGCCUGCCCCUGGAAGGACACCGCCCAGCACACCUGGGGAUUCCACACCUGGCUGGACGUCGGGCGUCUGCCGGCCACCUUCCCCUCCAGGCCUGACAAGCCCUACGACAGCAACGUCUGGCGCUGGCUGACGGACUCCAGGGCCCACCACCAGCCCCCAGCAGAGCCCCCCGUGCCCCCUCCCUCCUGGCUGGGUCAAAACAGCUUCCUGACCUUUAUCUCCUGUACUCCGAUCUUCCUGGACAGGAACAGAAGGAAACAGGUGAUCUUCAGGACGGUGAAGGAACUCCAAGAGGCGGAGAAGCUCAAGCUGAGGAGUGAAGUGAGGGCGCCCUCACUCGACACCCAUGGCAACAUCCUUCCCCCCAAGGCUUCCAAGAAGUACCGGCACUUCUCAGCUGGUGGAAGGUAUCAGCCUGGGGGCCUCCAGCUCAUGCCCAACCCUCUUCCCAAUGAUCUGGCCAGGAGCUGGCCCUGCCCAAACCCUCUGCCUCACUACCGGGAGCAGGCGGCUAGGCUGGCCUUGCUGCCCAGCGCGCCUCUGAGCCAGGACCUGGUGAAGAACUACCAAACCCUGCUGGAGAGCCGGGUGGCCUUGCCCCUCCACUGUCUCUCCAGGGCCCGUUCCGGCAGGACCUCAGUGAGGAGACCUGGGCACCUGUAG